CCUGAUAUAGGUAAUAUGAGUGAUAUUGAGAAGUGCAAUUUAUACACAUUCAAUUCAACAGAUCCUUUUCAUAUUGGAAAUACAUAUGGAGGUCUUCCUACUAAUCUGGUUACAAACCUCAUUGGCUGGACAUUCCUGAUGUUGCUGUUUGUAAUGGUACGGAAAUCUGCUUAUAAAUAUAUUAAGCUGAAGAGACUGGAGAGGAUGUCCUCGGAAUUAAACUUUAUGAACAAAAUAGCACAACUUUUCCACAGUGGGAACACAAAUGCUGAACUAGUUGACAACAAAGAAGUUCAACCUGAAAUGAAUAGUUCAGUUACAGAGAGUGGAGAACCACCUGAUAAUGUUAAUCAUGUACCUGAUGAUAUUGAUGUACCUGACAUUGUCCAGCAUCUUGAUCCUAAUGAAGAUAGUAGAAACCUCACUGAUGAUAGAAUCAGCAGAUCUUUCAGUUUAGAGGAAGAAGACGGAUUUUGGAGUUGGUUUGUUAAGAUAUUUACAAUGUCCGACAGAAAAUUAGAAUCUUUAGUUGGUGAUGAUGCUGUUCAAUAUCUCAGAUUUCAGAGGUAUAUCAUUGGGUACAUGUUCAUUACAACUACACUGUCUGUUUGUGUUAUCCUUCCAUUAAACUUUCAAGGAGAUCUACAGGGAAAUACAACAGACUUCGGUCAUACAACCCUCAGCAACCUGGAUCCAGCUUCCCCUUUCCUCUGGGUUCAUAUAACUAUAGCGUUUCUACUGUUCCCUAUUGCAAUCUUCACUAUGCGAAAAUUUUCAACUGGUCUUAAGUUUCGGGAUCCUGGUUUAGAAAUCACACCAACCAUUUGCAUCGAGAACAUUCCUCUGAAUAUGUGCACGGAAGAGCUCAUCAGAAGACACAUGAAAGAAGCCUAUCCCAGGAUUGAGUUGUAUGAUGUGAAGAUAGUUUAUGAUGUCACAAAGCUGACCAAGGCCCAUAAUGAACUGUUGGAUGCUCUCUCCUGUUACGAGUAUGGUGUCAAGUAUAAGGAUAAGCAUGAUAGGGGGCUUAGUAUGUACCCACACUGCUGCUCCAGACUAUGUUGCUGUUUUUGCUCUCCUUGUAGCACAGCAGUAGAUGUUGUAGAGUUCUAUGGAGAUCAAAUUACUGAACUUCAAUCUAAUGUGAUCAAGCUUAAAGAAAUGUCAUUGCAUUCACCUUUAGGUAUGGCCUUUGUGACUUUUAAUUCUGUGAAUGGUGCGAAGUAUGUUUAUGAAGACCAUGAACCUUCUAUUUUAAGCCGAUAUAAUAAGAAAUCUGCAAUCUCUUCACUCAGUUCCAGCAUAAAAUCUAAUGAUUGGAAGGUUUGGUUUGCACCGCCUCCUAGAGAUAUUUAUUGGGAACACCUCUCAGAUAAACGGCAGUGGUUGCUUCUGAAAUGGCUUUUAUCUAAUAUAAUUCUCUUCUGUGUCACCUUUUUCCUCACUACACCAGAAUAUGCUGUCAGUCAGUUUGAUACUAUUCUAAUAGCACUUUUUGGACCUACCAUGGAUUUCCAGGGAAGUACCGGAGGUUCCUGGAUUAAGGACUUUAUUCCUACAGUUAUGCUCUGGAGCUUUACUGCCCUUCUUCCACUUCUUGUGUCAUACUCGGAUCGAUGGCUGGGAAGAUGGACUAGAUCUGAGGAAAACCAUUCUGUUAUGCGGAAAACUUUCUGGUAUCUUCUGUUCAUGGUCAUAAUCCUUCCCACUUUUGGAUUCACCACAGGAAAAGCAUAUUUUAAUUUUCUCUUCCAGAACAACACAGAUACAUACAAAUGGGAAUGCAUAUUUCUGCCCGACUCUGGGGCCUUCUUUGUUAACUAUGUGAUCACUGCAGCUCUUAUAGGCUCUGCAUUAGAACUUAUUAGGUUUCCCGAAAUGUUCUGGUACAUGGUUCAACUCUGUUUCUCAAGAAGUAAAGCUGAAACUCCAGCUAUACAGAGAGCAGUCACUUAUGAAUUCAGGUUUGGAGAACAAUAUGCAAGAAUGCUAUUAAUAUUUGCGAUGGUUAUGAUGUACUCACUCUCCUGUCCUCUCAUCACACCAUUCGGUUGUCUUUACUUUCUACUUAAACACUUUGCAGACCGACAUAAUUUAGCCUUUGUUUACGCUCCUAGCAAGAUAAACAAAAAGGUUCACGCUUCAGCAAUUAAUUUUGUUAUAAUGAGUGUUGGUCUUCUUCAGUUCUUUAUGGUUAUAUUCUCUAUUCUCAGAUCUGGUGACUUCUCGAACAUAACUCCGAGAACGAAAUAUGCUUUGGUUCUCUUUGUGAUCACAAUUAAUAUAUUUACUGCACAGAUCUGGUCAAACUUCUGCAGAAAGCUCUCUCCUAUCAAGUAAUGCAAAAAGGGGGUAGGGGGGCACA
Eurytemora carolleeae is the source of this 2365-nucleotide messenger RNA. Its product is annotated as CSC1-like protein 2. The coding region runs from base 16 to 2340 and encodes 774 amino acids. Lineage: Eukaryota; Metazoa; Arthropoda; Copepoda; Calanoida; Temoridae. Gene Ontology annotation, molecular function: calcium-activated cation channel activity. The transcript has 23 exons. The record is from RefSeq and is a predicted model, not a curated record. Gene Ontology annotation, cellular component: plasma membrane.